Daldinia caldariorum is the source of this 1647-nucleotide messenger RNA. Its product is annotated as putative amino acid transporter. Bases 1 to 1647 code for a protein of 548 amino acids. Gene Ontology annotation, cellular component: membrane. Gene Ontology annotation, molecular function: amino acid transmembrane transporter activity. NCBI's taxonomy places the organism in Eukaryota, Fungi, Ascomycota, Sordariomycetes, Xylariales, Hypoxylaceae. The record is from RefSeq and is a predicted model, not a curated record. The transcript is spliced from 3 exons. Gene Ontology annotation, biological process: amino acid transmembrane transport.
AUGGCAGGCGACAAUUCUCCUACUCUCUCUGCUGCCUACAACGGCAGCGAAGACCUUCACGAUAAACAGCCUUCAUUCGUUGGCGGCGCUUACAACGAAUACGAUGGUGACCAUGGCGCCGACACCGAGUUGAAGCGCUCCUUGAGCACACGUCACUUGACCAUGAUCGCGCUUGGUUCCAGUAUUGGUAUGGGCUUAUGGCUUGGUAGUGGUACCUCCCUAGCGAACGGCGGUCCUGCUGGUAUCUUCCUCGGUUAUUGUCUCGCCGGUUCCAUGAUUUGGUGUGUCAGUCAUUCCAUCGGAGAGAUGGCGUGUGUGUAUCCUCUCCCAUCGGCCUUCGUACAGUGGACAGGAAAAUUCGUCGAUCCAGCUGCGGCUUUUGCCCUCGGAUGGUCUUAUUGGUUCAGUUACUGCAUCACCAUCGCGAAUGAGUUAGCGUCAGCAAAUACCGUUAUAAGCUACUGGACAACUCGCGUGCCGAUAGCAGGAUGGAUCAGCAUAUGGCUAGUCAUUAUCAUUCUGAUCAAUAUUGGCGCUGUUACCGUCUUCGGUGAAAUUGAAGUCGUCGCCAGCACAAUUAAAUUUGGCUGGAUCUUCGUUGUCAUCAUCUCCAUGAUCGUCAUGUCAGCUGGAGGAGCAGGCUACGACGCGGUGGGCUUUCGAUACUGGAAUGAGAUCCCCUUUACGCACGGUUUCAAAGGAUUCCUUGCCGUUAUGCCUACUUGUAUCUUCGCCAUGUCCGGAUCUGAGAAUUCAGGUUUGGUUGCCGCCGAGACAGCAAACCCCAAAAAGUCCAUCCCUCGCGCUGUUGGGUCCAUAUGGCUCCGGCUUGCGCUUUUCUACCUGGUCGGAUCACUUAUGGUGACUAUCAAUGUUGAUCCCAGGAAUGACCGACUUUUCGGGGCUGAUGGUGCUGAGGGUACUGGUGCUUCACCAUUUGUCAUUGCUUAUAGCGACGCAGGAAUUCCUGUUCUAGCCCAUAUGAUGAACGCAGUUAUUCUCAUAUCAGUCGUCUCCACUGGGUCAAUCUCAGGCUAUGGCGGCUCCCGAACGGCGAUGGGAUUGGCCUACCUAGACAUGGCACCUAAAGUAUUCACGCAAGCCGAUAAAUCCGGUCGCCCCUGGUGGGGUCUGAUCCCUACGUUUGUCCUGGGUGGUGGGCUUGCCUACCUAAACGUUAGUCAAUCCGGUGUCAACGUGUUCGGCUGGUUUUCCAAUCUCACAUCUCUCUUCACUCUGUUCGGCUGGGGCAUGAUCUGUCUUUCCCACAUCCGUUUUCGCCACGCUUGGGCAAAACAGGGGCGUACACCCGAGGAGCUUCCCUGGAAGUCCUGGAUCUAUCCUUAUGGUCCCUGGUGGGGCUUGAUUAUGUGCAUUCUACUUAUCAUAGUCCAGUUCUAUCUCGCCGUCUGGCCUCUUGGAAGCGAGCAAAGCGCUGAAACCUUUUUUGCAAACUACAUCUCCGUCAUUGUUAUCGUUGUACUAUGGCUUGGAGCUAGACUAUAUUACCGUGGAAGAUGGUGGGUCAACCUCGAUCACAUCUUACUUGACGAAGGUCGCAGGUUUUAUAAGAACGACAUUGAAAAAGCCAAACCCACUGGCGUCAAAGGAUAUGCAAAAAGAGCUGUCAGUGCUGUUUUUAGCUAG